AUGGUCUUCACCAAGCUUGUCAUUGCCGGAAGUUCUGGUUACGUGGCCGACCAUGCGAUCCGUGCUAUCUUAGCUUCGACGGAGCCGAAGUUUGAUGUCACUAUCCUGACCCGAGCCGAUAGUGACAAGACACCACCCUCGAUACCAGGUGCGAAGAUUGUUCCAGUCGACUACAACGACCACAGCGCCCUUGUGCGCGCCGUGUCGGGAGCAGAUGCAAUUCUCUCUUUUCUAUCUGGGCCUGCAGCUAGAGUGGUCGAUCAGCUUUUGCUCAAAGCAGCACAGGCGGCCAGUGUCCGACGGAUUUUUCCAUCCGAGUAUACUUUGGACGUCCUGCACCCAGCGGCGGUGUCUCUUUUGACAGAAGGUGGUGAUUGGCAGGAGGAUCUUUCACCAGUGGUGGCUGCGCGCAAAUUCCUUGCCCUUGCCGACGAAGGGGGGCCUACUAGCUUCACAACGCUCAUUACUUCGGGCUUCAUUGAUUCGUGGCUAGAGGGCGACUUUGGCUCGUUUGAUCCUAAAAACGGCAAAGUGACAGUGGUUGAUAGUGGCGAUCACUAUUUCACCGGAUGUUCGUUGCCUUUCCUUGGAGCGGCCAUCGUCGCGGUGCUUAAGAUGGACGAGGAAAGGACUAAGAACAAGCGUAUUCACAUCGCCGAGUUGCGUGCGACCAUGAACCAAAUCGCGGAUACCUAUGAUGAGGUAACUGGAACCAAAUUUGAGAGAAGUCGAGUCACAUCUCAAGAAUUGAUCAGCCAACGCAACGCAAGCCUGAAGGCUGGAAAUGCGGUCGGUGCCUACUUCGGUGCCAUCCAUCUAGGUGCUUUUAAUGGCUGCGGGGCGGGCGACCUGAAGGAUGGCCUACAGUUCGAUGGCGAUGGCUUUUUGAAUGUGAGAAGAAAGACUCUCAAGGAACUAGUUGUCGAGGCUGUGAGCAAGGUUGGAGCCGCCUGA
Molecule: messenger RNA, 954 nt
Organism: Penicillium lagena
Lineage: Eukaryota; Fungi; Ascomycota; Eurotiomycetes; Eurotiales; Aspergillaceae
Exons: 1
Coding region: 1-954 (317 amino acids)
Source: RefSeq, a predicted model, not a curated record